Messenger RNA from Helianthus annuus (common sunflower), 840 nucleotides. RefSeq lists its product as uncharacterized. Bases 1 to 840 code for a protein of 279 amino acids. The record is from RefSeq and is a predicted model, not a curated record. Lineage: Eukaryota; Viridiplantae; Streptophyta; Magnoliopsida; Asterales; Asteraceae. The transcript has a single exon.
AUGGCCACUUCAGCUUGGUAUGAUUCGUGGUGUGAGCUGUGUCCGUUGGGAAAUCUUAUCUCUCCUUCGAUGAUGAGACAGGCGGGGCUAUCUAUCCAUUCGAAAGUUGCUGAUCUUAUCUCGGAAGGUAAUUGGAAUUGGCCGAUCCACUGGUUAACGUCUUACCCGGUCUUGAAUCAACUACCGUCUAUUAAUCUUUCAGAAGGGGUUAGGGACGUUGUUUUGUGGAAAGACAUUAAUGAGCGCCUGGUCCCGUUCAGUUCCUCUGACGCGUGGGAGUGCAUUCGUUCUCGUGGCACUCAGGUGAGCUGGUACAAUCUGGUCUGGUUCUCGCAAUGUAUUCCAAGACACGCUUUUGUUCUAUGGCUCGUAUUCAGAAGAAAGUUAGUCACACAAGAUAGAAUAAGGCAAUGGAACAUUGAUAACAAGGAUUGCAUGAACUUAAUGUGCUGUUUGCUUUGUCACAAUAACAUCGACUCGCAUCAUCAUCUUUUCUUUGAAUGCAAGUAUGCGACAGAGGUUUGGAAACGUGUUAACGAGAAUUCAGCCAUGAAGGCCGUGGGUUCUAAUUGGAAUGAGAUUGUUAGCUGGUUACUUCCUCGGGCUCGGUCGAGAUCCAUAGCCACCAUUAUUGGCAAGCUUUUGGUUGCGGCUACAACUUAUUUUAUCUGGCGGGAAAGGAACUCCAGGUUUUUCAACAAUCAAUUGCGGCCUCCAGAAAAAUUGGCUGAUCACAUCAUCAGCAAUGUUCGACUUAAGCUCAAAUCACUAAAGUUCAAGGACACAACACAUGUGCGACAGGUCUUACAAGAGUGGGAGAUUAGCUUUGAAGACACUUAG